Molecule: messenger RNA, 6187 nt
Organism: Mytilus californianus (California mussel)
Lineage: Eukaryota; Metazoa; Mollusca; Bivalvia; Mytilida; Mytilidae
Exons: 3
Coding region: 3455-5962 (835 amino acids)
Biological process (GO): signal transduction
Source: RefSeq, a predicted model, not a curated record
UGAACGAUAAGUUUGGAUUUUUAAAUUGUAACUAUCAUUAAUAUUUAAUUCAUCGAAUGAAUAUUGUCAGUUUUUGCAUGUCCAAUUAUCACAUAAAACCACAAUGAAAAUCAAUCGCACAUAAAGAAAUCCCGCAUCAGAAAUGAUCGCACUUACAGUGAUCAUGCAUCGCACCAAGUGUCAAAAUGAAUCGCUUUCAAUAACUUUAUUCUAGAUUUUCAAAAUUUAUAAACAGACAAUUUUAGAAAAGUUUGUUAAAUCAUGUCAGUACCGAAGUACUGACUACUGAGCUGAUGAUACCCUCGGGGACUGAUAGUCCACCAGCAGAGGUAUCGACCCAGUGAUGUAAAAAAUUGAAAACAACACGUUUAAUAAUUUCAUGCGUUCGAAGCGCUUUUCUGGAUUUACCUUCAUCAGGAACGCGCAAAGCCAAACAUUUGAAAUCCGAGGGAUGUAUAAGUACCGAAACCGUUGAAGAACUAUAUGACAAAAAUACCAUGCUUAAAUAAAUAGCCAAAUGCAUCUAAAGUCAACUUUGCCUGAGGGAGUUGAAACCUUAGUUUCUUUAUAAUUUCAAAAUUUAUAAACAGACAAUUUUAGAAAAGUUUGUUUCACCAUUAAAGCUAUUCACAAAUUCUACUUCUAAUAGAUUCUUGCUUGUUGCUUAUAACUCUAAAAUUUUAUUUUUCCUGGGAACAUUCUAGAUACAUGUAUAAAAAGAGAUUUUGGAUUUACAUCAAUUAGACAGCAACCUAAAGCAAACAAUAACCAAAAGACACCUAGAGGGCAACAUACAGUCGUCCCCAACCACGUCUUCAAGCCAUUAUUCCACUACUAACAUGACUCUUUAUUCUACUUACUAGUACACUUAUGUACCAUCAAAAUCCUGGUAAUAAAUUUUUCAAAUAAGGUCGCAGAAAUAUAGUGAAAUUAAUUACUUUUGGAGUGUCAAAAAAUCGUAAGAAGCACUUGAUAAAUUGCAUGCUCAUAUUGGUGCUUUCGGAUCUGUUCAUGUUUUGAUUUUUCUACUCUAUAUACCACUUUGCUUCAUAAUCUUAUUAACUCAAAAAUUCACAAACCUAAAUCAAUGGGAAUUUAAAAAGUUUGAAUGUGAAUAUAUAUAUUCAUACUCUCUUAGGUCAAUUUUUAGUAACAACAAACAAAAGAAAUCUGUCAAUUGCAGCUGCUUUGAUCUGAUAACUGCACUUGAAUUUUUACUAGAUAACAUUUUUGUUCACUAUGGAGAUUCUGUAUAUCGCCAAGUUAUCGGAAUUCCAAUAGGGACUAACUGUGCACCACUUAAUGCGAGCCUGUUUCUGCAUUGUGACGAAUCACAAUGUAUGUCUUAAAUCAGCCAAGACCCAUCGAAACAAUCUGAUCCCUGGAUCUUGAUAUCUAUAUCUCUAACGGGAAGCUUAUCACUAAAAUUUACGAUAAAGGAGAUGAUUUUCCAUUUCCUAUUAUUAAUUAUCCGUUUUUAGAUGGUGACGCUCCCUUGGAACCGUCGUAUGGUGUUUAUAUAUCUCAACUUGUUCCAUUCUCUGGAGUAUGUAACAACGCAUUUGAUUUUAACGAAAGAAAUCUCUGUAUUACUGACAAAUUAUCACACUAGGGUUUUCUAGAUCCAAAACUUGUCAAAACUUUUACUAAAUUUUAUCAUCGCUACAAGGACAUCAAUCGAAAAUAUAAAGCAACGAGCAGACAUCUUAUAUGUUUAAGUAUUUCACGUCCUAUUUUUUAUGGUAAUAUUCUACAUAAAGCACAAAAAUGUCGUUAUUCACCUGAAAAGCUAACCAAUCCUUUAAUUAGACUUAUUUACAAAGAAUAUAGUUACGAUAUUGCUGUUAAGUCAUUAAUGAUGGCAUUUAUUUGGAAUUAAUAUUGAUUCACUCAUAUAGGGUCUAUACAUCAGAAAUAACCACAUCUAUUCUAAAACCAGUCGUUUGCAUGAUAUGGGUUAUGUUCUUCCGAGUCGUAUAAUGUAUAAUAGCAUGAUACUAAACCACUUACAGGAGAGAUUGUACUUAAUAGACAUAAUCUUUCAACCAGUUUAAUUGACGUCUGGAGUUGGCAAGUCCGUAACCGCUAGUAGUACUUUGUUAAUUUAUGUUUAUCAUUGUCAAUUUGCUUAUUUUCUUAAGUUACCUAUUCUAACAUCGGACUCGAUCUUCUUUAAGACCUAGUUUUUCUGUGCGUUUUGUUGCGUGUUUGUCUAUUCCAUAUUGGCUAGAGGAAUAGGGGAGGGUUGAGAUCUCACAAAACAUGUUUAACUUCGCCGCAGUUAUGAGCCAGUCCCUAGUCAGGACCCUCUCGCCUUUGUUAGUCUUGUGUGCGUGUUUUUCGGGUGUUUUUUUGGUUUGGUUUUUUUUUAAUUUAUUUGUAUUUUUCGGAGUUUAGUGGGGCGUCCUGUAUUGAAGACCCAUUGAUUGUCUAGGGCUGUUUUCUGCUCUUUGGUCGGGUUGUUGCCUUUUUUAUUUUCAUAAAUAAAGGUGGCGUUUAUUCAGACGCAACACAAAAUCGGCAAUUUAGAAAACUAACUUUACUUCACCGGUCUAAUCGCCUGUUUAUUUAGGACCAUUUAGGUAAAUUAUUAGUUUGUUUAAUAAUAAUUUCUUGGAAUCUGUACUUGAAUCCUUGCUAAUGAUUUUUUAAAAUCAUGGUAACCUUUCAACACUGAAGUGUCAAUAAUAAAUCAACCGGUUCAUCUACUAAUAUAAUGAUCUAUAAAAAUUGACAUAAUUUUUACCAGCUUGAAUAAUUCUAGUUUUUUUUUUGUUGCUAUUUCCCGAGCCAAAUAUAUUAAAUCUUUUUGUUUGUUCCGCUCCUAUCAAACUAUCAAAUGCAGCAAAAUCCUAUUCGGAACCCUACUAAAUACGGAUUUUCGCACUAUAUAGGCGUUCUGUCUAUAUUAAUACAAUAGGGGCAUUGGGGAUAAAAGUGUCAAUGCAUAUAAAAAGAGCUGUGUUUUAUAUACAUUGACACUAUUUUCUUCUCAUUGUCCCAUUUUUAAUAAUAUGAAUAGAACAUCUAGUGCCUGGGAAUUAGUCCAGUAGUACUGCUGAAAAAUACAUAUUUUUGACGGAAACAAAUAAUUGAUUUUACAUUUAUCGAAACUUAAGUAUAAAUAGCAAGAUAAAAAAAUCUUUUAUCAAGACUAUAAGUCUUCACCCAAACCAUAACUUUAGUUGUAACGAUAGUCCUUGUUUGCAUUUGACGUUUCAAGUUUAAAUAGUACAUACAUUUAGUGCAUAGACAUAUUCUUAAAUCUAUAUAUAUUCUUAGUUCAUGCACUUUGUGUUUAAAUUUUAUGAAACAUUAAAUGAACCUUUACAAUCGCCAUUUAUCUGUAAAAUACCUAUUAGCGGGGAUAGAACUAAUCCAGUAGGUGCAAAGAUAGUAUGUUUGUGUUGUUGACUAUUUGCGUAAGACAAGUUUGUUAAAAGAACAAUUCAAAAUGGAUCAUGUUUCGAUAGAAUUAGAGGAUUCCAAUACCAAUGCUGACUUUAGUCCUGGUUUGAUACGAUUAAAUCUUAAUAUAAUGACCGCUCUUGAUAUGUAUGUGAUUCAAGACGCAAAGCAAAACAUAGAAACGCUUUUAAGAAAAGAACAUCCUAUUGUUGAAAACGUUCAGAAAAAUAUUAUUGCCAUUCUGAAGACUAAAAUACCGAGAGAACGACAAGAAGGUAGAGUUGAUCUAGAAAACAUUUUGAAGAAGUCCCCCAGAAAUUUAAACGUACUAGCAGAUUUGGAGUAUAUUUACAAGGAGUUAGAUCGAUCCAAAGAUGCCGAGGUUUGCAAACAAACAAUUUGUGAAAUAAUGUCAGGAACCUCCAAGAAUGACUUUCAUUGCAAGCAAAUAUGUUUGCUAGAACAAGGAUAUGCAAUACUGAUAGAGAGAACCCUUAUUAACCAAAGUACAGUGGAAUUGAGGAUAGCCGAUUUACACAAAAGUCUUAGUACAGAACUUGAAAGAAGUCAGGGAAGGAGAAAAGAUUGUUUCGACAGAGGACUUCACCACCAAAUGCAAGUCCUACGUAAUGUCCGGAAUGCAAACGAAGACGAGGUCCAGGACGGACAUCUAGUUCGAAAAGGAUCUAGUCUUCAAAAAUUUAAAUUAGCUGAGACGUUAGAUGUAUCUUUGCCAAACAUAAUAUGGAAUUACUACUAUGCUAAAGCAUUAAAUCAGUAUUAUGAUUCUUUGGAAACAGUUCUCAAAUAUAAAGAUCCUAUAAAAGAAACAAUGACGCAAAGUAAAAGAAACAAAGAUGAAUUGGAACAAGUUGCAAAAGAUGACGUAACAGAAGAAAUGAAAAAAAUCACAUUGAAAGCAGUUGAAAAAUUUUGGAUGAUAUCUCAAACUCAAAUAAACGGUGAUGUCAUAGUCCGAACAUUUGUUGCAAGGUCUUAUGCUUACAUUGGACAAAUAUUGAUGAAACGUGGAGCUAUGGUGCUAUCAUCCGAACACUCCUUUAGCUUAAAUUCGAAUACAAUCUUCAAAGGUUUUACAGAUAACCCACUUAAGUCUGCAAAAAUAGCUUAUAAGCUGAAACCAGAUGAUGUUACUGUUUUAACUAGAUAUGGAAGAACUCUGUGGAAUAAAUCAGUGUCUAUUACUGACAACACCGAAAAACUAGUUUUACUUCAGAAAGCGGAUGAUAUUCUUGCACGUUCAACUGAUACGAAAGACACUGGAAAUUGGUUUGCAUUCUCCACUAGAAUGGUUGUUAGGAAACAAAUGUCAGAAAUCCUAGGUAAAACAAAUAUUGACUUAGCUGAGAAAUAUCUGCUGAAGGCAAGAGAAGACGGUGAAAACAUUUUCAAAUCUCAAAAUACACGAAAAGAUAUAACCAUUUUAGCUGAAAUUUGUCAGAAACUUGCAAAGUUUCCUUACACUUAUAAGUACGGACAAAAGUUUGUACACACAAAUGGUCAUAUACAUCAAGCUUUAGACUAUCUUUUCUACGCCUCUUAUUUAGGUGAUCGUCCUGAUUUUCACUUUGCCAAUAGAAAAGCAUCAUGUCUUUUCGACCUCGGUGAAUAUGCUCAUGCCAUUGAAUGGCAGAGUAAAGCUUGGCUACUUUCAUCACCUUCAACCCAGAAGUCGUUUAACUUAAUUUGCAGUUAUAUGGUGUCAAUGUUCGAAGAUGAUUUGCAAGUACCGAUUGAGCAGCUCAUUAAAGAGUUUUUGUACGCUCUUAUAUAUGGCAAAAGAAAAUACCAGGAUAUAUCAUUGAGUAUCAAAAAUCUGUAUAAGAAAAACCAGAAAGGACUUUUGAAACUGCUUAAAGCAAUUAUCGCUCACACGAAAACUACACUACGAGCGACAGAAAAAGACGUUCUUACCGAAUGCCUUGAAAUUUGGACAGCUAUUGCAGAUACUGAUUAUGUAGGACAGUAUUCAACAUUACAAACUAUUUUGAAAGAUGUGAUACCACGACAAGAAAAUGAGUAUGUACUCGCAGAAAUAUUUCAUCAAACAUCUUUGAAACCUCUAGCUGUGGGUAGAAAGGCAUGCUCCAGAGAUUUUGAGUAUGAUUUUUUCAUAUCUCACAGUCAUAAAGACGAAGACUGGGUGACAAACAUUUUACUUCGAUAUCUGGAGAGCCAGUUUGAUGAACAAGACGUGGCGUUUAAAGGUUGCAUUGCCGACAGAGACUUCAUUCCAGGUAUUUCUAUACUGGAUAAUAUCAUUGGUGCUAUCAAAAAAAGUUACAAAGUCAUUCUUAUUCUAACGGAUCACUUCGUGUCCAGUAAUUGGUGUCAGUACGAGGCAGACCAAGCCGUUAUUAAAUCGUUGAAUCUAGACUCAAAUGUCACAAACUGCGUAAUUCCAAUUAUGUUAGAAGAGUGUUCUAUCCCUGACAAAAUCGACAAUCUAAACUUUAUAGAUAUGACAAUAAAAAGGGAUUUUGUGCAGGAAAUGAUGAGAUUAAAGAAAGUUUUGUUGCCCGGGGAAAAUUGAAACUCGCAAACAUAGAAAUUUAAGUUUGAUAACUCGGGAAACUCGUAUAAAGGAAAUAACCCAUGUUUUGUUCAAGAUAAAAAAAAAAGUUGUAUUUAAACCCUUAAAUUUCUGUGAAGUGGUUAUUUAGUUAGAUUUUUCAAAAUUUAAAAUCGUUUGUCUAAUCUAAUUGUGCAGUGAAUAAAACUAUUAUAUAGUGUGUACAAUCGAAUCGCUUAGAGUUGA